This is a messenger RNA of Cantharellus anzutake, 2868 nucleotides long. RefSeq lists its product as uncharacterized. The record is from RefSeq and is a predicted model, not a curated record. Bases 1 to 2868 code for a protein of 955 amino acids. NCBI's taxonomy places the organism in Eukaryota, Fungi, Basidiomycota, Agaricomycetes, Cantharellales, Hydnaceae. The transcript is spliced from 2 exons.
AUGUCGUCUGAUACCUCGCCCCUGGGUGAUCGGCCAAUGAGGCGGCGCUCGGUGACAUCUCCAAGGACUCCCUUCACACCCUUUUCACCAGCGUUAAAGUUUAGAUCUCCUGUCAUUCCUACUAUAGAAGACCCUUUGCCCAUAAAGCAUGAUGAAGGCUCGAAGAUAAGGAGGGCACCUUUGAUUGUUCUCGGCCAACGGAUCAAAUAUUCUCGGACAGCUGGAAAAUCUCCCGGCUUUAAUCUCUACGGCGAAUCUGCUCCCAAUGGACUCGCCUGCCCCUCGUGUCUUUGGCGCCGUCGAUCCAUGUUCUUCAAGUAUACCGCUAUAUCUCUUUUCGCCCUUUGUACCAUAACAAUUUGGGUAGUUACAUGGCACGUUGUUCGUAAUUCAUCUGUCUCACCUCCAGGACCGAUCGAACAUCUCGAUAGUCCGUUCCAAACAACCUUCCCGAGCAAUUCGCCGUCUGCUUUGUCGAACCUUGACUAUUUAGGUGCCGUUCCCCUUCGAACCCAGUCCCUAGGAGAGUUACUUGCUCCAGCCACCGCACCAUCGCCUAGCACCAUUUCAAUAUUUGCACUGUGUCCCAAUGAUGAUUUUCCGGCACGAAUGUCGGACUUGCUAUUGAGGAUUAAUGCUGGAUUUACUUUUUCGACGCUACAUUCCAUCACCUUUAUCUGCUUACGUUCCCAGGCCCGAGAAGCAGCACUGUUCCUGGAUGAGCAUGGCUCUGAUGACUUGCCGGUCUUCGUGGUGCACAAUGGUACUACUGAGGCGACCUUGGAAAUGAACCUUAUCCACAUGGCUGCCCAAAGUCUAGCCGAUUGGGUCCUUCUCAUUGACGAAGACGGAGUCGCAGAUAUCUCUCUUGAAACUUGGAGGCUGCUUCAUCCCCUGGAUCAGGUGGUGGUUCCUUUCGGGGUUCGCGGGGUUACCCUCACCCCGUCGAACGCGUUGUGUAUCUCUCCUCACCCCAGCAGUUCCGGUGGACCUGUGUCUACCGCGUUUCUUAUUCCCCCAUUUUUCAUUCGAACAGAAGUGCUCCGGAACUCUGAGCAUGCGCUUUUUCUGGACGAGGCUAUUGGGAUCUGGGCAAACCUAGGGCGGCGCAUCUCAUCCUUGCCUGGAACAAAUGGGGUAGGGGGUCUCGUGGCUGGACCAGGCCACGGUAAAUCGAGCGACUGGUGCAGUCGGGCCCUUCAGCAGGUUGUGCCGUCAACUGAGGUGGAUUUUAACUCGAACAUAAAGACACAUAGACAGGGUCUGGAUGCACUGCGUCAUGCAUUCCACAAAGCUACGAGGGAAAAUGGAGAUCGAGCAGGGACUUUUGUUGUAGCUCUUCCAAGUCUGAGCGAAUUGCGGCAAUUUUUACCGACUUUGUGUCGCCUCGGACUCUACGGUAAUUCACUGCGAAUCUUCCUCUACUCUGCACAAGAUGGAUCCCGAUCUGCGUACUACCAAUCUUCUGAUUGUCAUCUGCACUAUGAUGUCAUAGGGGAUGUCAGCUCUGCUCAAGCAGAAAGUGAUUCUGUCGAAAACUGGUUAAGCAGGAACGGACUUGGAGUGAACGUCGUUAUCACGGCCGCCGGAAAUAAGUGUUUGGAUCGUGCCCUUCCCUACGCUCUGGAUCGCUACCUUGACAGACUUAAUCAGAAUCAGACCCGACCGACUUUGAUCAGGAUACCUCGAGAUCACUUGAAAUAUCUGGUGUGGACCAGCACCUUGUCAGUCACUCAGUGGCAAAGUACAUCCUUCUUUGUGAAACAUACCCUCGCUGAAAUUCGCAUAGACUGGCAUAUUCCGAAGCUUGAAUUGGUCGUCAUCACCAACAAUCGGCCAAAGUCACUCCGACGGCUGUUUGAAUCCUUGCAGAGGGCAGUGUUCUUCGGCGAUCGGCUACACCUCUAUAUAAACGUCGAACAGACAGCCGAUGAAGAGACCAUGGCCUUUGUACGCUCGCUUGAGUGGGACUAUGGGAAUCUACACAUUCGUCAUAGAGUGAUCCUUGGUGGUUUGCUGCCCGCCGUGGUAGAGUCGUGGUAUCCUUCCAGCAACGACUCUUAUGGGUUGAUAUUGGAAGAUGACGUGGAGCUAUCUCCUGCUUUCUACGCUUGGGCAAAGAUGAACAUGCUUCAGUAUCGGUACGGAGCUGAGGUGAACAGAUCUCCUCGACUAUUUGGGAUUAGCCUGUAUCAACAGAAGACGAUCGAGUUACGCCCAGAAGGUAGACGUCCCUUCAACGCCACGCACCUCUUUCAUUCCUCCGGUAUUCGUCACGCUUCUACCCCAUAUCUCUCUCAGGUCCCUUGUAGCUGGGGAGCCAUUUAUUUCCCCGAGGUUUGGCGUGAGUUCCACGAGUACCUUAUCGAUCGCCUCUCUGAGCGUAUCUUUGAUAUUGAGACUUUGGUUGUCCCAGACAGCCGUUCGAACAAGUGGACCAAAUCCUGGAAAAAGUUCUUCAUCGAAUUAGUAUUCUUGCGUGGAUAUCUCAUGCUAUAUCCGAACUACCCUAAUUUUACUUCCUUUUCGACAAAUCACCUGGAGGCAGGGACCCAUGUACGACGUGAUGCUGUCAUGGAUAGUGGCUUCGCAGCGAAGAAAGCCGCGUUCGAACUCCCACUAAUGCCGCUCACUUCGAUGAGCAUUCUUGAGCCCUCUUUAUUUGGCCUCCCCAAUGGGAGGGUCCCUCGAUGGGAAGAACUCCCUGUCGUAGAUUUGUGGGGGGCAUUGCAACAAGAACGUACCUUAGUGGCCAUCGGGUUCGCCCGACACACGGAAUUGGUGGCGGACAAAUGCGCAGUUUCCAACGAGUCUCUUGAAUGGGACGGGCCAACGGGAUCUGCGUCAUGUACUGUUCGGCCGACCUAA